Molecule: messenger RNA, 848 nt
Organism: Helianthus annuus (common sunflower)
Lineage: Eukaryota; Viridiplantae; Streptophyta; Magnoliopsida; Asterales; Asteraceae
Product: putative Myb family transcription factor At1g14600
Exons: 6
Coding region: 104-421 (105 amino acids)
Molecular function (GO): DNA-binding transcription factor activity; DNA binding
Source: RefSeq, a predicted model, not a curated record
UAAUCCUUGUGUAGAAGCAUGCUUCUCACAACCAUCAAAACUUGAAAUUGAAGAUGAUGAUGAAAAUAAUACGAAAUCGGGUGAGAGCUCGGGGACUAAUAGCAUGGAAGAUCGAAGAGAGGAUGGGAAAACGGAUACAACUACUCGAGUUAGACAAUAUGUUAGAUCUAAGAUGCCUAGAUUGAGAUGGACUCCAGAACUUCAUCACGCGUUUGUUCGUGUUGUGAAACGACUCGGUGGUCAAGAAAGAGCAACCCCUUUGAAGGAGUUAGAUGAGAUGAACAAACGUUUGAAGGAGAUGGAGGAAGAAGUUGCCGCUCUUCGCGAGAUGCAAGCCAAAGUUGAGAAAGAAAUGGGUGUUCAAGAAUAUGAAAAGAGGAGAUUGCAGCAUAUUUUGGUGAAGUUUCAGUUUUAUUCUUAAAGUUUGUGGAGAUUGAACAACAUUUAUCCUAAGCGUUUCUUAAAUCAUCUUGGCAUUAGUGUGGAGAUUGAACAACAUUUAUCCUAAGCGUCAUGUUUCAACUGCAGUUUCAAGCUACCCAAGUCCAAUAUAAGUAUUCAGAUAUGUAAAAAAAGCAAUACCUUAAUAGCAUAAAUGGAACAGGAAAAAGGUUAGCAUAAAUGGAGCUCCUAGAUCCUCAGGAGUGAGAAGAUGAAUAUAGUGGUGACAUAAUCUAUUUUCUAUGCACUUUCUCUACAGAAGUUAAGAGACGGAGAGAUAUGUUGGUGGCUUGGAUGUUAGAAGUUCAUGAUUUUUCAAAUUGUGUUGAGCAACUAGAUUAGAUGUUGUUAUAAUAAGGAUGAUGCAUUCGUUGUAACCGACUUGAUAAUCUAUUUUUAAUUAAACC